UACCUUAAGCUAAAUUACCUUCAUAAAAACCCUGUUUUAAUUUGUCCCAUCUUGUGACAGGUAUAUCUCCAGCAGAAGCAACGCAGAACGCUCUGCUCUGGGCAUGCGAGCGAUUUAGAAAAGGUUUGAGACAUGGAGCUGUGGAACAUAACAGAUGUGGAGGAAAAACCAAGCUCGCUUUUGUCUAACUGUACAGUGGAUACAAGCUACCGCUUCACCUUCUAUCAGGUGUCCUACAGCGUCAUCUUCCUGCUGGGACUGGUCACCAACAGCCUGGCUCUGCGCAGACUCUGCACGUCCUCUUGCACCAUGAACAGCACAGCCGUCUACAUGGCCAGCCUGUCCUUUGCCGACAUGUUCUUUGUGAUUUCUCUCCCAAUGAGAAUCUACUACUACCACCAAAAGGCUCGAGCUUGGUCGAAGACUGAGGACUUGACCAGCUGGACUCCUGGAGCAGCUUUCUGCCAGAUCACCUUCAUCCUCAAAUACAUCAGCUUGUACGGCGGGAUCUUCUUCCUCGUGUGCAUUGCAGUGGACCGAUACUUUGCUGUCGUGCAUCCUCUGUCGCCGAACCUCCGCAGGCAGCGUGUUGCACAGACGGUGAGCGGGGGUAUAUGGUGUGUGGUACUGGGACUCAGCGUGAGUCUGCCGCUGUUGCGUUUGGCAGCAUCUCACCAAAACCGGCCCUGUCUGCUCGACCCGUCCUCCGUGCGCCACAGAACUUUCAUUCUGUUCUCUCUGAGUUUAGUUUUGGGGUCAUUUCUGCUGCCCACGCUGAUACUCCUCUACAGCUACUGCAGAGUGCUCAGCGUGCUCCGCAUGUCAAGGCAUCGCUGUCGCAGCCAACGCCGCAAUCGUCGGCAGUCUCUUAAAAUUAUUUACUGGGUUUUGGGCGUCUACCUGCUGUGCUUUCUGCCCUAUCAUGUCAAUCUGCUGGGCUAUACACUGACACACAUGAAGCUGCUGCCACACUGUGGCCUGGCCAAGCUGACCAAGACUGUGCACCCAGUGGUGCUCUCACUGGCCAGCUUUAACUGCUGCCUCAAUCCGCUCAUCUAUUAUUUCUCCAGCACUCUGGUGCACAGGGAGACUUCGGGAGGUGGAGGCAGUAGCGUUCAAUGCCAAGGAGGAUAACUGCGAGGAUUACAGCCUAUUUGAAACUUUUUAAUGCUAAACAUGACUGGUUUUUGGUGAGUAAAGAGAACUCAAAGUGUCAGAGGAAACAUAAAAGCUUUAGGAAACUGAU
Messenger RNA from Poeciliopsis prolifica (blackstripe livebearer), 1246 nucleotides. Its product is annotated as lysophosphatidic acid receptor 6-like. Gene Ontology annotation, biological process: G protein-coupled receptor signaling pathway; behavioral response to pain. Gene Ontology annotation, cellular component: membrane. The transcript has a single exon. Gene Ontology annotation, molecular function: G protein-coupled receptor activity. Lineage: Eukaryota; Metazoa; Chordata; Actinopteri; Cyprinodontiformes; Poeciliidae. The coding region runs from base 133 to 1134 and encodes 333 amino acids. The record is from RefSeq and is a predicted model, not a curated record.